Molecule: messenger RNA, 2160 nt
Organism: Eptesicus fuscus (big brown bat)
Lineage: Eukaryota; Metazoa; Chordata; Mammalia; Chiroptera; Vespertilionidae
Product: E3 ubiquitin-protein ligase RLIM-like
Exons: 3
Coding region: 1-2040 (679 amino acids)
Biological process (GO): random inactivation of X chromosome; ubiquitin-dependent protein catabolic process; protein ubiquitination
Cellular component (GO): cytoplasm; nucleoplasm
Molecular function (GO): ubiquitin protein ligase activity
Source: RefSeq, a predicted model, not a curated record
AUGGAAAACUCAGAUUCUGGCGAUGAUGGAGAUGAAUCUGCGGCGCAGCGCAGAAGUCAGAAGAACCGAUUAGCUCGGGAUUUCUAUCGAUUUGUAAAUAACCUGAGUGAAGACGAGUACAAGCUUAUGAAGGGUAACAAUUUGCUAGGCAACCCAGGUGAAAGUACAGAAGAAGAGUUGCGGAGAAGACUUCACCUAGUUAAAGAAAACCUACCGGGCAACUCAGGUGAAAAUACAGGUGAAGGAAAUUCUUCAGAUGAUGUGUCUAGCAGUGACUCUUUAAUAGACUGGCUUAUCUCUUUUGAACCAACUGAAAAUGUGACAAGUGGGCAAAGAGAACCCCAACCUUGGAGAGAAGUGAGCCAGGUUAAUCCUCCCAGUGAUUUCAGAUUCAGUUCUGGCAGUUCAAGUGUAGAGAGAGAACACCAACCUUGGAGAGAAGUGAGCCCGGCUAAUCCACACCGUGAUUUCGGAUUCAGUUCUGGCAGUCCAAGUGCAGAGAAUAAAUAUGCACCAUCUACAAGACUUCCCAGAAGAGAAAAUGUGGAAAAUAGCCACAGUCACGUGGAAAACCCACGAUCUGAGUCACGAUUUACAAGACCAUCUAAAUCAGAACAAAGUACACCAAGGCCAUCAAUAAAAGUCCCACCGACUAGAGGUCAGAAAAGAGCAAGAAGCAGAAGCCCAGACCACAGUAGAACCAGAGCAAGAACUGAAAGUAGGUCACCUCCACGUUCAGUGGGUGAACUUUUACAAAGAUUCCACCACAGUGCAUCAUCUCCAACUUUUGAGCAGCCUUUCGUAGGUGAGACUGAGAGAGUUUUUAGAUCUGGGCACAAAGAAACAUCGAGACAGCGAACAGCUGCACUUGAAUUGCAACACAGGCAUCUUUGUGCAACGUCUGGGACAAGGAAUGCUGUUCAAGGAGAAUCUUCUCCAGACACAACUGGUGAUGGUGAAUCUUGUGGAUUGAGACAGAUAUAUCCAACAAUAUGCCUCUGUUGUGCAGGAGGACAAGUUCAUCCUGUAGCAUAUUCUGAGAGAGACAGCAUGACUAGUAGAACUCAAAUAACAUCUGAGAUACCAAAUAACACCGUCACUUUGGAAAGUGAACAAGGAGAACUUAGGCAUAUGUUUUCAUAUUAUGAACAGGCAGAUAUGAGAGCUUAUGUUAGUACCGUUGGAAUUCCCAUUUGUAGAAUUUUAAGUACAGGUUUAAGUGAUACAAUAUCCGGUGCAAUUCAAAGCACAUUAAGGCAGACAGUGACAUAUUUUAGUGACUCAAGUAAUCUUAUGGACAGUGAGAGUGAUUUAGAGCCUAGGCAGUCAGCCCCAAGUCGAUACAUGGAAAGGGCAGAGUCACCCAAUGGAAGGGAUAGUUCCGAUGGCAGAAGUUUUAGUUCCAACUCAAAUUCUAGCUGUGAUUCCUGUUUACAUUCCACAUUGACUUCUAGUUCAAACUCCAGUUACACAUCCAGUUCCAGUUUCAGUCUGAUGUCGAAUUCCAGCUCCAGUCUGAUGUCCAGUUCCAGCUCCAGUCUGAUGUCGAAUUCCAGCUCCAGUCUGAUGUCCAGUUCCAGCUCCAGUCUGAUGUCCAGUUCCAGCUCCAAUCCGAUGUCCAGUUCCAGCUCCUUCAGUGAUGAAAAUUCAGAAAUCAGCACACUGUUCUCUGAAGGCAGUGAUGAAAGAAGAUUCUCACCACACUCAUCAGAAACCUGGAGUGACAGUAGAUCUAUGACCCCAAUAACGUCAGAUGAAAGUGACUCUUGGGCCUCCCUUGAUCAAUUUUUUCUCUUGAAUUAUGAUGAUAACCAUCCUACAGGGCUCAGCAAAGCAGAGAUUGACAACUUGGCUAUAAGACCUUUUGCUAAAAAUGAUACAUUGAAAGUGUGUAUCAUUUGUAUUACAGAGUACACAGAAGGCAACAAGCUUCGCAUACUGCCUUGCUCCCAUGAAUAUCAUGUGCACUGUAUUGAUCGCUGGCUGUCUGACAACUCUACUUGUCCUAUUUGUCGCAGGAAAGUAGUAGGUUCUUGUUAGAAAAUUUUAAUUGAUAUCUGAAAUCUCAGCUAUAUAAACUGUUAUAGUGAUGGCUUAUACCCACUUUUGGAGUGAUGCUUAAAUAUAACAAUCUGAAUCUAAUUGUGAAUCUAAAUGUAA